AUGGACCUGAGGGAUUUUUACCUGUUGGCUGCUCUGAUUGCCUGUUUAAGGCUGGAUUCUGCAAUAGCUCAAGAACUUAUUUACACUAUUAGAGAGGAAUUGCCUGAAAAUGUGCCCAUAGGAAACAUACCAAAGGAUCUGAACAUUUCUCACAUCAAUGCUGCCACAGGGACCAGCACUAGCCUUGUCUACAGACUGGUUUCUAAAGCUGGGGAUGCCCCUUUGGUGAAAGUAUCCAGUAGCACUGGCGAAAUUUUCACGACCUCCAAUAGAAUAGACAGAGAAAAACUCUGUGCUGGAGCCUCUUAUGAUGAGGAGAAUGAGUGUUUCUUUGAACUUGAGGUGGUGAUCCUCCCCAAUGAUUUUUUCAGGCUGAUCAAAAUUAAAAUAAUUGUCAAGGAUACCAAUGAUAAUGCCCCCAUGUUUCCAUCUCCUGUCAUCAAUAUUUCCAUCCCAGAAAACACUUUGAUCAACAGCCGCUUUCCAAUUCCAUCAGCAACAGAUCCUGACACAGGCUUCAAUGGUGUACAGCAUUAUGAAUUGUUAAAUGGGCAGAGUGUUUUUGGACUGGAUAUCGUGGAAACUCCGGAAGGAGAGAAGUGGCCACAAUUGAUUGUUCAGCAAAACUUGGACAGAGAACAGAAAGAUACCUAUGUGAUGAAAAUCAAAGUAGAGGAUGGAGGCACUCCACAGAAAUCCAGCACAGCCAUACUGCAGAUCACAGUAAGUGAUGUAAAUGACAACAGGCCAGUGUUUAAAGAGGGUCAAGUGGAGGUGCACAUUCCAGAGAAUGCUCCCGUAGGCACCUCUGUAAUUCAGCUCCAUGCCACUGAUGCAGAUAUAGGCAGUAAUGCUGAAAUCCGGUACAUUUUUGGUGCCCAGGUCGCCCCUGCAACCAAAAGACUCUUUGCUUUAAAUAAUACUACUGGGUUGAUUACAGUUCAGAGGUCCUUAGAUCGAGAGGAGACAGCCAUUCACAAAGUGACAGUGCUGGCCAGUGAUGGCAGCUCCACUCCCGCUCGAGCAACGGUUACCAUCAAUGUUACUGAUGUAAAUGAUAACCCUCCAAACAUAGACCUCAGGUACAUUAUAAGUCCCAUCAAUGGCACAGUGUAUUUGUCUGAGAAAGAUCCUGUCAAUACAAAGAUCGCCCUAAUUACAGUUUCAGAUAAGGACACAGAUGUGAAUGGCAAAGUGAUCUGUUUUAUUGAAAGAGAGGUCCCGUUUCAUUUGAAGGCAGUAUACGACAACCAAUAUUUGUUAGAGACCUCCUCUUUGUUGGACUAUGAGGGCACCAAAGAAUUCAGCUUUAAAAUUGUUGCCUCUGAUUCUGGGAAGCCCAGUUUAAAUCAGACUGCUCUGGUAAGGGUUAAGCUUGAGGACGAAAAUGACAACCCACCAAUUUUCAACCAGCCUGUAAUUGAGCUGUCAGUUUCUGAAAACAACCGACGUGGGUUGUACUUAACAACUAUUAGUGCCACAGAUGAAGACAGUGGGAAAAAUGCAGAUAUUGUUUAUCAGCUUGGACCGAAUGCCUCCUUCUUUGAUCUGGACCGAAAGACAGGAGUUUUGACAGCCUCCAGAGUCUUUGACAGAGAAGAACAAGAAAGAUUCAUUUUUACAGUAACUGCCAGGGACAAUGGGACCCCUCCCCUACAAAGCCAAGCGGCUGUGAUAGUUACUGUUCUGGAUGAGAAUGACAAUAGCCCCAAGUUUACUCAUAAUCAUUUUCAAUUUUUUGUGUCUGAGAAUCUGCCAAAGUAUAGUACCGUGGGGGUAAUCACAGUGACAGAUGCAGAUGCUGGAGAGAAUAAAGCUGUGACUCUUUCCAUUUUAAAUGACAAUGAUAAUUUUGUGUUGGAUCCCUAUUCUGGAGUCAUAAAGUCAAAUGUCUCAUUUGACAGAGAGCAGCAGAGUUCCUACACUUUCGAUGUCAAAGCCACUGAUGGGGGACAACCACCCCGUUCCUCUACUGCAAAAGUAACUAUAAAUGUCAUGGAUGUCAAUGACAAUAGUCCAGUUGUCAUUUCGCCACCUUCUAAUACUUCUUUUAAGUUGGUGCCUCUCUCAGCCAUUCCUGGCUCCGUGAUAGCAGAAGUUUUUGCAGUGGAUAUUGACACUGGGAUGAAUGCUGAACUUAAGUAUACAAUUGUGAGUGGGAACAACAAAGGCCUGUUUCGGAUUGAUCCAGUAACAGGUAACAUCACUCUGGAAGAAAAACCAGCACCUACUGAUGUGGGCUUGCACCGAUUGGUGGUCAACAUAAGUGACCUGGGAUACCCUAAGUCUCUGCACACACUUGUGCUUGUUUUUCUUUAUGUUAAUGACACUGCUGGCAAUGCCUCCUAUAUCUAUGACUUGAUUCGCAGGACUAUGGAGACCCCAUUGGACAGGAACAUAGGUGAUAGCAGCCAACCCUAUCAAAACGAGGACUAUCUCACCAUCAUGAUUGCCAUUGUCGCAGGUGCCAUGGUGGUCAUCGUCGUGAUCUUCGUCACCGUUCUGGUGCGCUGUCGCCAUGCAUCAAGAUUCAAAGCAGCUCAGAGGAGCAAGCAAGGUGCCGAAUGGAUGUCCCCCAACCAGGAGAACAAACAAAACAAGAAAAAGAAAAGGAAGAAAAGAAAGUCUCCCAAGAGCUCUCUUUUGAACUUUGUUACCAUCGAAGAGUCCAAACCCGAUGAUGCAGUUCACGAACCCAUCAAUGGGACAAUAAGCCUGCCGGCUGAGCUGGAAGAGCAAAGCAUAGGUAGAUUUGACUGGGGUCCGGCACCUCCAACCACCUUCAAGCCGAACAGCCCUGACCUGGCCAAGCACUACAAAUCCGCUUCUCCACAGCCCGCUUUCCAUCUUAAACCAGACACUCCGGUUUCUGUGAAAAAGCAUCACGUGAUUCAGGAGCUCCCGUUGGAUAACACCUUUGUCGGGGGUUGUGACACCCUUUCCAAACGCUCUUCCACUAGUUCAGAUCACUUCAGUGCCUCAGAGUGCAGUUCCCAAGGAGGCUUCAAGACAAAGGGCCCCUUACACACCAGACAGUGUAACUCACACAGCAAAAGUGACAAUAUUCCUGUCACUCUUCAGAAAUGUCCCAGCUCUGUGGGUUUCCACAUUCAGGAGAAUGAAGAAAGCCAUUAUGAGUCGCAGCGCCGGGUUACCUUUCAUCUCCCUGACGGCUCCCAGGAAAGCUGCAGUGACAGUGGUCUAGGAGACCACGAGCCGGUGGGUAGUGGAACCCUGAUCUCACACCCUCUUCCUCUGGUUCAGCCACAGGACGAAUUCUAUGACCAGGCCUCUCCGGACAAGAGGACUGAAGCAGAUGGCAACUCUGAUCCCAACUCUGAUGGGCCUCUGGGCCCCCGAGGAUUAGCUGAAGCUACAGAGAUGUGCACUCAAGAGUGCUUGGUUUUGGGUCACUCUGAUAACUGCUGGAUGCCUCCUGGCUUGGGUCCCUAUCAACACCCUAAAUCACCUCUCUCAACCUUUGCACCCCAGAAAGAAUGGGUCAAGAAGGACAAGCUUGUGAAUGGGCACACCCUGACCAGAGCCUGGAAAGAAGAUAGCAACAGGAACCAGUUCAAUGACCGUAAGCAGUAUGGUUCCACCGAAGGCCAUUUCAACAAUGGCAGCCACAUGACAGACAUUCCUCUGGCAAAUCUGAAGUCUUAUAAGCAAGCAGGAGGUGCUAUUGAGAGUCCUAAGGAGCACCAACUCUAA
This is a messenger RNA of Lagenorhynchus albirostris (white-beaked dolphin), 3714 nucleotides long. RefSeq names its product protocadherin 9 (gene PCDH9). The transcript has 4 exons. NCBI's taxonomy places the organism in Eukaryota, Metazoa, Chordata, Mammalia, Artiodactyla, Delphinidae. Gene Ontology annotation, molecular function: calcium ion binding. The record is from RefSeq and is a predicted model, not a curated record. Gene Ontology annotation, biological process: homophilic cell-cell adhesion. The coding region runs from base 1 to 3714 and encodes 1237 amino acids. Gene Ontology annotation, cellular component: plasma membrane.